Messenger RNA from Lotus japonicus, 1168 nucleotides. RefSeq names its product aquaporin PIP1-2-like. Gene Ontology annotation, biological process: response to water deprivation; transmembrane transport. Lineage: Eukaryota; Viridiplantae; Streptophyta; Magnoliopsida; Fabales; Fabaceae. Bases 99 to 974 code for a protein of 291 amino acids. The record is from RefSeq and is a predicted model, not a curated record. Gene Ontology annotation, cellular component: vacuole; plasmodesma; plasma membrane. Gene Ontology annotation, molecular function: water channel activity. The transcript has 4 exons.
UACAAAUACUCUUUCCCCACUCCAUCAUUUGUGACUGACUGCAUUAACUACACUGCCUCUAAUUCACAUCCUCCUCACAUUGCAAGAGUGCACACAAAAUGGAAGGAAAAGAUGAAGAUGUAAGAGUAGGAGCCAACAGGUACACAGAGAGGAACCCAAUAGGAACCGCUGCUCAGUCUCAAGAUCAAGAUACCAGUAGCAGAGACUACAAAGAGCCUCCCUCAGCACCUUUCUUCGAGCCCGGCGAGCUGUCAUCAUGGUCCUUCUACAGAGCCGGCAUAGCAGAGUUCGUCGCCACGUUCUUGUUUCUUUACAUCACCGUGUUAACUGUGAUGGGUGUGGCUAAAUCCAAGAGCAAGUGUUCCACUGUUGGUGUCCAAGGCAUAGCUUGGUCAUUUGGUGGAAUGAUCUUUGCUCUUGUCUAUUGCACUGCUGGCAUCUCAGGGGGUCACAUAAACCCAGCAGUGACAUUUGGGCUGUUCUUGGCACGCAAGCUAUCUUUGACCAGAGCAGUGUUUUACAUAAUUAUGCAGUGCUUGGCAGCUAUAUGUGGCGCGGGUGUGGUGAAAGGGUUCCAACCACACCAAUAUGAGAGGCUUGGUGGUGGUGUAAACACUCUGAGUAAAGGAUAUUCCAUAGGUGAUGGCCUUGGAGCAGAGAUUGUUGGCACAUUUGUGCUUGUUUACACUGUGUUCUCUGCUACUGAUGCCAAGCGAAACGCACGAGACUCGCACAUUCCUAUUUUGGCACCACUACCCAUUGGUUUUGCUGUGUUUCUGGUGCAUUUGGCUACAAUUCCCAUCACUGGAACUGGUAUCAACCCUGCCAGAAGUCUAGGUGCAGCCCUUAUUUUCAACAAGGACCAAGCGUGGGAUGACCAUUGGAUAUUUUGGGUAGGGCCAUUCAUUGGGGCAGCACUUGCAGCUCUGUAUCAUCAGAUAGUGAUCAGGGCCAUUCCCUUCAAGUCAAAGUGAUGCAACAUUGAAGUUUAAACAUGACUUAAAAAUAAUAACUGGAUGAAUCCGAGACAGGAUUACAAACACAUCUCAUCCAAUAUAUAUAUAUAUAGAUCACCUACAUGUCUUACUAAUUUAUAUGUAAUAAUUAUCCGUUCAAAGCUCAUUUAUAUAUGUGCACACAUGCAAUUUAUAUUGCAUGUAUUAAUAUA